UUCUUCUUUUCCAGCGACGAAGAGAAUGCGGUUUUUUCUGCCUGUGUUGACCUUGCAGCUGCGUGACAGUCUGUUCUUCGUGUAAUGCUUCGUCUCUGUUGUUUAUACCACUCGAUAGUUAGACCAGAGAGCUUGAAUAUUCGAGUUUAUUCGAAUCUGGAUCACCCGAGUGGCGCAAAUAGCAGCCGCAACAACGUGCAGGCUGUGGCUCAAUGCGGGGAAAACAAAAACCUGCAGGUCGUUACGGGUCGUGGCGUGACGUUUGACCCUCCUUAAUCAACAUGCGAACUCAAGAUGGGUGGAGCUGUGAGUGCCGGUGAGGACAAUGACGACUUGAUUGACAACCUGAAGGAAGCUUACUACAUCCGCUCAGACCUAGUGGAGCGGGCUUUUCGAGCCAUCGACAGGGCCGACUAUUACCUGGAUGAAUACCGGGACAACGCUUACAAGGACUUGGCAUGGCGGCAUGGAAACAUCCACCUGUCUGCUCCAUGUAUCUACUCUGAGGUGAUGGAGGCGUUGGAUCUCCAUCCAGGCCUCUCCUUCCUCAACCUUGGCAGUGGGACCGGCUACCUCAGCACCAUGGUCGGCCUCAUACUGGGACCAUUUGGAGUGAAUCAUGGAAUAGAGUUACAUGCAGAUGUGAUUGAGUAUGCCUACCAGAAACUCGACUCCUUCAUCAAAACCAGCGACAGCUUUGACAAAUUUGAGUUCUGUGAGCCGUCCUUCGUUGUGGGUAACUGCCUGGAGAUUCCUCCAGAGAGCCGUCAGUAUCACAGGGUGUACUGCGGCGCCGGGGUGCAGAAGGAGCACGAGGAUUACAUGAAGAACCUGCUCAAGGUGGGGGGCAUCCUGGUGAUGCCUCUGGAGGAAAAGUUGACCAAGAUCACCCGAACGGGGUCGAACAGCUGGGAGACCAAAAAGAUCAUCUCUGUGUCCUUCGCUCCUCUGGUGCUGCCUAAACACAGCACAAAUGGUAAACCCAAGACUGUCCCACUACCCAAGUAUGAAGUACGGACGUUACAGGAGCUGGCUCGUAUCUGCAUCCGCCACACCCUCAGAGUGACCACAAAUGCAGGAGACAGCCAGUCACGUGGCCGAGGUUCCUCGUUCAGCGUGGGCAGGGGUCUGGCGGUGGCCGGGCUCCAUAAGUACGGCCCUCGCUUCAAACGCCGACGCGUCCACCGGCGCCACUGCAACGCCCUAGUCCUGGCCACCCGUCAGGUGGUGGCCAGCAGUGGUAUCGGCCCCGCUCCUCUGGACAGCAACAACAACCAGGGAGGGAGAGCGGAGGACGAGGAGGAGGCAGGAGAGAGGGAGGCGAGGCGGCAGAUGAGAGGGAGCAGGAGGGCGGGGAGAGGAGCAGGAGGGGUGGUGGAAGAGGAGGAGACGGUGGAGGAAGAGGACGAAGAGGAAGAGCAGGAGGAAGAGGAGGAGGAGAAGGAGACCGGGGAGCUGCUCCGGCCCCAGCCAGCCGUGAACGUGCUUAGAGAGAGGAUACUGGGCCUGCCGCUGCCCGAGCCUCUGAAGAUGUACCUGCUGUACUACAGAGAGAAAUGAAGAUGAAGCCAGGUCCUGAGUCCCGGAGCUGAAAGCAACAACCCCCAGCAGAGGUUGUUACAACCCCACCACCACCUGUACAAGGCAGGACAACAUGCCACCUACCUUAUCGACCCCCAGCUCCAACAUCUCUCUCUCACCUGUUCUCAUCCUCUUCAUCAUCCAUUCUCUUUCCUACUCCCUCUUUUUCGCCCUGCCUCCCACUGUUGUUUACUUGAUUCAUUUCCUGACACUCUAAAGAGUCAGUUCAAUUUGUCCAGUGGAGGGGAGGGGAGGGGAGGGA
This is a messenger RNA of Micropterus dolomieu (smallmouth bass), 1843 nucleotides long. Its product is annotated as protein-L-isoaspartate O-methyltransferase domain-containing protein 2. Gene Ontology annotation, biological process: protein modification process. The record is from RefSeq and is a predicted model, not a curated record. NCBI's taxonomy places the organism in Eukaryota, Metazoa, Chordata, Actinopteri, Centrarchiformes, Centrarchidae. Gene Ontology annotation, molecular function: protein-L-isoaspartate (D-aspartate) O-methyltransferase activity. Gene Ontology annotation, cellular component: cytoplasm. The coding region runs from base 295 to 1560 and encodes 421 amino acids. The transcript is spliced from 7 exons.